This is a messenger RNA of Populus nigra (black poplar), 4174 nucleotides long. RefSeq names its product translocase of chloroplast 120, chloroplastic-like. The transcript is spliced from 2 exons. The record is from RefSeq and is a predicted model, not a curated record. Gene Ontology annotation, molecular function: GTP binding; GTPase activity. Gene Ontology annotation, cellular component: chloroplast outer membrane. Lineage: Eukaryota; Viridiplantae; Streptophyta; Magnoliopsida; Malpighiales; Salicaceae. Gene Ontology annotation, biological process: protein targeting to chloroplast. The coding region runs from base 245 to 3859 and encodes 1204 amino acids.
GAAAAGGAUAGCAUCCCCGCGCUCCAAUUCUCAACCUGACAACUCUUAUCUCCUUCACUUCUCUUCUACUGCUAAUUAGAAGACACAGCUACUAAGCUUCUAAGCAGUUACUCUUUUAGUACAAGAAUACACAGUGUCUUGAAAUCCUAUGUUAAAAGAAACAAAGAAAAGUUUUGUUUUCUUCCUUUAAGGACUCGGAACUUUCCUUAUACACAGCAUCCAACGCAGGUAAAGAUUGUUGAAAAUGGAAAAUGGAAUUGAUAGAGUUGUCGAUGCGACGCAAUUAGAAAAUAACAUCAAUGUUAACACUGAAGUUUCAAGGGAUAAGGUGGAGGAUAAAUGUGAGGUUUUGGGUGGCGCGGUGGAGGGAAAAAAUGAGUUGUUGAGGGAUGAGGUAGAGGAGAAGGUUGCGGUGGCGUCCAGUGAAUCGAAGGAUUUGGAAGAUGAGGUUUUUGUGGAGGCACUUGAGUCACCCGAGAAAUUGCAUGAAGAGGGAGUGAAGUUUGAGUCAGAUGGCGGUGUUGAGAGUGUUGGUGACUCGAGUUUGGUGGUUGGGAAUGCAAAUUUGGAUGUGGGAAAUGAAAUGGAGAAAUUUGAGGCACAUGAGUCAGAAGGUGGUGAUUCUGGUUCAGUAGUUGUCAUUGAGAAAUCAGAUGUAGGAAGUCUGAUGGACAAAUUUGAAGAGCCGGUUUUUGUUCCUGCUGAGCCUGGGAAUCCUGAGGGGUCGACUGAGGUGGUUGGUGGAGAGAAGGUGGUGGAUUCGGUAGGUGGAGAGAGUGUCCGUGAGAUUGACGAGGGAGGGACUGUUGUGGAAGUGGAGGGCAGUGUGUUGAAUGGAGGGGAGGUUGUUUCUGAGAUUGUUGGUGAUGGAGGAAUAGAGGCUUUGAUGGGUGAGGAUGUGGUGAAUGCUAUGCAGAAAAUUGAAUCAAGUGAGGGGAUUCUCCCUGAGGAUAGUAAGAGAGAGGAAAACAAAGAGGAUGGCUCAGUUGAGCUUCAAGACAGAAAAGUUGAAGGACUUCAUGAGAAUCCGGUGAAAGUUGAUACAGAAGAUCAGGAUGACAAAAGUGGGGAAUUGAUAGGGGAUUCAGCUGGCCUUGAUUCGGAGGAUGGGAUUCACAAGGGUGGGCAUCCAAAGGGCAUUUCAGCAACUGUUGAUACAGAAAACGGGGAUACCAGCAAUGGAGACUUGAAAGAUACUAUAGCUUCAGUGGAUCCAGAGCAUCAUGAGGAAACUCCUGAACUGACAGCUACUUCAGCUGUCCCACAUGCAGCCCUGGAAGAAUCAACGGUGGUAGCGGAAACCGGAAGCUUAAAUUCUUUAGAUAAGUUUGUGAAUGAGAAAAAUGAAGACAUUCAGGCAGAUACUGCUAAUUUGAGAGCAGAGGAUAACAAGGAUUCUGAACCAGAGCAUGCUGCUGAAAAAGGUAAUUAUGCUGGCCAGAACAAUAUUGUGUCUGGGCACCCUGAAAGGAUUGCAGAAACAUAUCCAGAGAAGCAAAACACUCCAGUAAAUAAAGAAGGUGAAAGGCACCCUGAACCUAAGCUUGCCUCUUUAUCUGGAAAAUCUUUGCGUCCUCCUUCCCAUUCCCAUCCAGCUGGCCUUGGGCGUGCUGCCCCACUCCUGGAACCUGCAACUAGGGCAAUGCAGCAGUUGCGUGCUAAUGGAGCCAUGUCUCAUAUGCGUCCUCAACAGCUUGAUGACCCUACUAAUGGGGAGUCAGAGGAGCAUGAUGAGACUCAUGAAAAACUCAAGAUGAUUAGGGUGAAAUUUUUGCGGCUAGUGCAUAGGCUUGGAUUGGCUCCCAAUGAAACUGUUGUGGCACAGGUUUUAUACAGAUUGGGAAUUGUUGAGCAGCUGCGAGGGAGAAAUCGGGGUCGCAUUGGCACCUUAAGUUUUGAUCCUGCAAGUGCCAUGGCAGGACAGCUUGAGGCAGAUGGGCAGGAACCCCUUGAUUUCUCCUGCACAAUUAUGGUUCUUGGAAAGACUGGAGUUGGAAAAAGUGCCACUAUCAAUUCAAUAUUUGAUGAAGCAAAGCUCCCCACCAAUGCUUUUCAAUCUGGUACAAAAAUGGUUCAGGAUGUUGUGGGAACUGUUCAGGGGAUCAAGUUACGGGUCAUUGACACACCAGGCCUCCUUCCUUCCGGGUCUGACCAGCGACAGAAUGAGAAAAUCCUUCUCUCAGUGAAAAACUUUAUCAAGAAAACUCCUCCAGAUAUUGUGUUGUAUUUUGAUAGGUUGGACAUGCAGAGCAAGGAUUUUGGUGAUCUGCCCCUGUUGCGAACCAUCACCAAGAUAUUUGGUCCAUCUAUAUGGCAAAAUGCAAUUGUUGUCCUCAGUCAUGCGGCUUCUGCUCCACCUGAUAGUCCACAAGGUACCGUUUCAAGUUAUGAAAUGUCUGUAACUCAACGUUCUCAUGUUGUUCAACAAACAAUUCGUCAGGCAGCAGGUGAUAUGUGGCUUGUAAAUCCCGUUUCAUUAGUUGAGAAUCACUCUGCGUGUAGAAGAAAUAGGGCAGGGCAUAGAGUGUUGCCUAAUGGUCAGGUUUGGAAGCCUCAAUUGUUGCUACUUUCCUUUGCAUCAAAAAUCCUCGCUGAAGCAAACACUAUAUUGAAGGUGCAAGAUAGUCCGCCUAAGAAGCAAUUUGCAACUCGGUCAAGAGCUCCUCCUUUACCAUACCUGCUGUCAUCUCUUCUCCGGUCAAGACCACAAGUUAAGCUACCUGAGGAACAGUUUGGUGAUGAGGAUGGUUUAGAUGAUGAUUUGGACGAGUCAUUGGAUUCUGAGGACGAGUCUGAAUAUGAUGAUUUACCACCAUUUAAAAGCUUAACAAGAGCCCAGGUGGCAAAGCUUACUAAAGCUCAGAAGAAUGCAUAUUUUGAUGAGUUAGAGUACAGGGAGAAACUUUUUAUGAAGAAACAGUUGAAGGAAGAGAAAAGGCAACAAAGGAUGAUGAAGAAAACUGCAGUGGCAACCAAUCCUCUGCCUGGUGACUACAGUGAAAAUGCGGAAGAAGAAAGUGAAGGGCCUGCAUCUGUGCCCGUUCCCAUGCCAGAUUUAUCCUUACCUGCUUCUUUUGACUCUGAUAAUCCUUCCCACCGGUACCGUUAUCUUGAUAACUCCAAUCAGUGGCUUGUAAGGCCAGUUCUUGAUACACAUGGUUGGGAUCAUGAUGUCGGCUAUGAAGGUAUAAAUGUGGAGAGAUUAUUUGUAGUUAAAGACAAGAUUCCUGUAUCCUUUUCUGGCCAGGUAACGAAGGACAAGAAGGAUGCCAAUGUUCAAAUGGAAUUAGCAAGUUCUAUAAAGCAUGGGGAAGGGAAAUCAACUUCACUAGGUUUUGAUAUGCAGACUUUAGGGAAGGACUUGGGCUAUACUUUACACAGUGAGACAAGGUUCAUUAAUUUCAGGAAGAACAAGGCAACUGCUGGUCUUUCGGUUACUCUAUUGGGUGAUGCCUUAUCAGCUGGAGUGAAAGUUGAGGACAAAUUGAUUGCUAAUAAGCGGUUCCAAAUGGUCAUGUCUGGUGGUGCAAUGGCUGGUCGUGGUGAUGUAGCAUAUGGUGGUAGUCUGGAGGCCCAACUGAGAGAUGAAGAUUAUCCCCUGGGUCGUUCGCUAUCCACUCUUGGACUCUCUGUUGUAGAUUGGCAUGGAGUUCUAGCAAUUGGUUGCAAUAUACAAUCUCAGGUUCCUAUUGGAAGGUCUACAAACUUGAUUGCCCGUGCCAAUUUGAAUAACAAGGGUGCAGGACAACUCAGUAUUCGCAUAAAUAGUUCAGAACACCUCCAAAUAGCUUUGGCAGGUCUCAUUCCUCUAUUGAGGAAGCUUUUUGAUUAUCAUGAAGAAAUGCAGCUUGGACAAUGAAGAAAACUGGGCACUUCUUUUCCUGCAGUAGCCAAGCUGAGACAGGAAACGCCUGAGUUCGCUACGUUGGGAUGGUCAUUUAUAAGAAUGAGCAAACCUAAGCUUUUCUUGUUGUACUCUCCUUUUUCUGCCGUUGUAUUUCAACAUCGCGUUACCUUGAUGACAUUCAUUGUAGCAGUUUUGUUAGAUAUUUUCAUAAGGUGGUUUUUGUUCCCUCUACACCACUGAGCCAAACAUUGUUUCUUGUUCACUCGUGCCUCUGUCAAGCUAUUUAUUCCUUCUACAUUGGUAUGUACAUUUGUUCAUCUUGUCCAA